GUCUCCAUAGAGCUGUUUCCAAAAAGCUGGACGAGGCGGAACUUCUCCAAAAAAAAAAAAAAAAGAAAACAACCCAAACAUCCCGGAAGACUUUACGCAUCCGUCAAAGCUGAUUGAACUAAAGAGAUACAAAAAAAAGAAAAGAAAACUCAAUCUGUCGGGCUUUUUACAGACAAAGACACACACACAAAGGCAUUUCUCGUUUUUUUUUAAUUAAUUUUAGCAAAAAACUCUCCAAGAUGCCUGAAAUCUGCGCGUAAAUACGCACCGGGAGACCUCGAAAGGAAGUUCUCACAUCUCAACAGAAGAGGAAGAAGAGGAGGACAAAGACAGAGAAUAAGAAGAGUGUUUCUCUCACAUCGCAGCCAUGGACUCGGGGAAGCAAGUAACGUUUACGUUGAUGCUGAGUGUCGGAGCAGCUGUAAUUGGCUCCCUGCAGUUCGGCUACAACACCGGAGUCAUCAAUGCCCCUCAGAAGGUCAUUGAGAAGUACAUCAAUGAGACGUGGUACGAGCGAUACCAGGAGCCCAUCACCAAAAGCUCCCUCACGGGCAUCUGGUCCCUCUCGGUCGCCAUCUUCUCUGUUGGCGGCAUCUUUGGCUCCUUCUCCGUCGGACUCUUUGUCAACCGCUUUGGAAGGAGGAACUCUAUGCUCAUGGCCAACGUCCUGGCCUUCAUCGCAGCCACUCUGAUGGGCUUUUCGAAGAUGGCGGGGUCCUGGGAAAUGCUAAUCGCUGGUCGUUUUGUGGUGGGCCUCUACUCCGGCCUCUCCACAGGCUUCGUGCCCAUGUAUGUGGGUGAGGUUUCCCCAACAGCCCUCCGAGGAGCCCUGGGCACCUUCCACCAGCUGGGCAUCGUCGUCGGCAUCCUCAUUGCACAGGUGUUUGGAAUGGAGUCCAUCAUGGGCAACGAAGACUUGUGGCCGCUCCUGUUGGGCUUCACCUUCAUCCCCGCUGUGAUUCAGUGCAUCCUGCUGCCUCUCUGCCCCAAGAGCCCCCGUUUCCUGCUCAUCAACAAGAACGAAGAGAACAGGGCCAAGUCUGUGUUGAAAAAGCUCAGAGGCACCACAGAUGUGAGCUCUGACAUGCAGGAGAUGAAGGAGGAGAGCCGGCAGAUGAUGAGGGAGAAGAAGGUGAACAUCCUGGAGCUUUUCCGCUCGCCGCUCUACCGCCAGCCCAUCCUGAUCGCCAUCGUCCUGCAGCUCUCCCAGCAGCUGUCUGGCAUCAACGCUGUAUUCUACUACUCCACUCGUAUCUUUGAGAAAGCCGGAGUUGCGCAGCCUGUCUAUGCCACCAUCGGAGCCGGUGUAGUUAACACUGCUUUCACUGUGGUGUCGCUGUUUAUCGUAGAGCGUGCAGGACGCAGGUCUCUGCACAUGGUGGGGCUGCUGGGAAUGGCCGGAUCUGCCGUCUUAAUGACUAUUGCCUUGGCUCUGCUGGACCAGCUCAAAUGGAUGUCAUAUUUGAGCAUCGUGGCCAUCUUCUCCUUCGUGGCGUUCUUUGAGAUCGGACCGGGUCCAAUCCCCUGGUUCAUCGUGGCAGAGUUGUUCUCGCAGGGACCCAGGCCCUCCGCCUUUGCUGUGGCUGGUUUCUCCAACUGGACCGCUAACUUCAUAGUGGGAAUGGGCUUCCCGUAUGUAGAGGAGCUGUGCGGCCCCUACGUCUUCAUCAUCUUCACCAUACUGCUGCUCGUGUUCUUCGUCUUCACCUUCUUCAAAGUGCCGGAGACCAAGGGUCGGACGUUUGACGAGAUCUCGGCCGGCUUCCGCCAGACGGCCGGCGGCGGAGCAGAGAAGCACUCGCCGGAGGAGCUCAACAGCCUGGGAGCCGAUUCUCAGCUCUGAGUGACUGAUUCCAACCUCUAGAAAACUCCUUUCUUUUUUUUGUUGGGACCGAGGAGGUUAACGAGAACAGUCUACCUUUCUAGAAGUAGACACAUACAUUUGUAGAAUAAUUUUCACACUGUCACCACAUUUCGGGCAUUAUUACCAAAACGAACAGCCCUGUGUGAUUUGUCCUACAUGACGUCCUCUGCUGUCCCUCUCAUGUCACACAAGGAAACAAAAACUCUAUGUUCGCCUGCUCUGGAGGGGGCAGUUGAGGAUAGAUGGGGAAGGAAUAUUUUAAAGAUAUUUUAAAGAAGGAAAAGGAGUUUUUGCAUCAAUCAACCUACCUUUUUUUUUUUUUUUUUUUUUUUUAAUCUUUCCUUUUUUUCACUGAACAUAUAACUGAUAUCUGCUUAUGCUCUGUUCUUUGUUGCUUGUUACCAUACAGUCAGUUUGUUACUAUCUGUUUUUUUUUAAAACUCCACAGCUGUAGAGAUCUGUUUCACUGUGCAAAACUCUUGUUUUUAUAAAUCAUACUGUAAUGCUGUAUCACUGUAGACAGUAGCUCUGUAGAUGCUGCACAGCUCAACGUUGUCUCUCCCCACCAGAUGGGGCACUGCGCUUAAAAAAAAAAAAAAAAAAAAAAAAAAAGGUCCCAACGCUCCACUGAUGUGGGAUAACUUAUUUGUACCUUUUUAAGUUACUGAGUACACAAACUGUGAUAUAUCAGUGUAUUGCUGCGAGGAUUUAAAUCUUCUUACUGAAAUAAGCGCUCCACAUAUUAUACGAUGUUUUUACCUAUUUACUCCUUAUGGAUAAUAUUUAACUCUUUUUAUUGUUAGACAAAAUACUUUUCUUAGUGAGAAUGUACUUUUUUUUAAAUAAGAUUUAUGUCCACAACGACAGAUAUAUCAAGAAAUUCAUCCACCAUUCAUGUAUUUUUACACCCUUUUUUAGCAGUAAAUUUGAUGAAAUGAAUAUUGACGUGAAUCUGUGCAAGAGGAACCAAAUCUGCACGGAUCAGUACCAGAACGCUGAACUUGGCAGUGGAGUAGAAUAAAUAAAUCAUCCAUCCAUUUUACCGUGACAUGAGAUAAGUACGCAUUCACAAUCGGCAGCCACAAAACCAAAAAAAAAAUAAAAAAAUCUGUUUCACAGAACCAGAAUAUUUGUGAGAUUAAGUGCCCGUCUGAAGCAAUCGAGCCUUCAGCCUUUACAGCCUUAUUAUCACUGAGGAGCGGUUUGAGGUCGGGUCGGCCUGAUCCAGACUGAAAGCUUCUGUCAGCUGACGAUCUUCCAUUUAAGUAUUUUGGAGCUGAGAUUACCUGUAGGGCUUUCAAAGUCUGGAGAAUUGUCUUGAGAGCUGAAUCUUUUCACUCAAACAGAGGCUGCAGUGCUGCACACUGUUCCUCUGUGACAACUAAGAAGCAUCUUCAGAAAAAUUGCAGAAAGAAAAAAAAAAGAAGAAAUAAUGGGGACCAAAGUGACUGUUGGCCUUUUUUUACGAAGGAUGUCUUCAUCCUGAAAAGUGCCUGUCACCUCGUCUUGGGUCAACCCCCCCCCGGUGUUCCUUUACGUGUCAAAGGAGGUGGACACAUAUUGCUUUGCUGCAAGGCUUUGUUUUUGUGCCUUGGAUUCUGCAGUAUUGUUAUCUCUCUCUCUCUCUCUCUCUCUCUCUCUUCGGGUAGUGUGCUGCACUGUAUUCAGUAGCUGGUGAAAUGAAACUAUGUAGUUUAGCUGUUCGGGUCGCCGUCUAUGACUGCUGUAUCACUCGUUGAAACCUUUCUUUUCUUUAAAUGCGUUGUUUGAGGAAAGUUACCUUUUUAGCAGCACUUUAUUAUUCACAGAGAUAUUUCUUUGUCGUUUUUUUUUUUCUUUUCCUUUUUUUACUCGCAGUGUGGAAUCUUUGUUACUGAAGAGAGACUGACUACGUUUUUUGAAAAUGGAACUGUGUGAAAAAGUGUAAUUUGUUCAUCUUCUAUUACGGCCAUGUAUUAAGCAAAUUUAGCCGAGUGAGGACUUUGCUCCAAAUUGAAUUCAGUAGUCCAAAAUCCAUUUUAAUCAUUCCAUAAUUUGGUUGUUAAUUAUUGUAUAUAGCAUAUCUAUAUUUUGUCAUUUGACGGGUGGAGUCACCCUCCCUGGAAAGCACUGUAACAAAUCCACUUAUUGUGCCUUUUGUGUGGCUUUCACAUAUCUUCACCAGCAGAAAUGUAAUGGCACCAAAUGAUGUCCUAACCAACACAGACGGAUGUCGGCUGCAAAUAUCAAAACUGUAUUUUAUGUACAUACAUUCACAAAUUUGCUCGGGCAUUUGAUUUUUUAAAUGUAGCCUUUUUAAAUCUCCUGGUUGGUGGUCUAAGCACACAACAUGAUGUAAAUAUGAAAACACACUACAGCCUCACCCACUCCAAAUUCAUAAAAUAUUUAACUUUUAGAAACUUUGGAUAGAUAAAUUAAUGAUUAGUACUGUAGAGCUGUACAUCUCUAUGCUUUUAGCCUACAAACUUACUACUAUUCCCUUUUUGAUUUUAUACCUGAGGACAUGUUGUGGCCUAAUAUUAGCGUCAUCAUUUUAAGUCAGAUUUUACAUGUAGGAUUGUGUUAAAGAGACAAAUUCAGUAGUCUUUUCAUUUUAGUGCACAGAGCAUAUUCUAAUGUUUGUCAUAAUAAAAUAUCUGCCUGUAUGGUUUUUGGAUAUUGGAAAUAUGAAUUGAGAUGGAUGGUGUCCUGAAUGGUUACACAGUCUUGUGUAAGUGGUUUAAUGCUGAAUAAAAGAACUCUUGCA
Anoplopoma fimbria (sablefish) is the source of this 4610-nucleotide messenger RNA. It is a transcript of the gene slc2a1b, whose product is annotated as solute carrier family 2 member 1b. The transcript is spliced from 10 exons. The record is from RefSeq and is a predicted model, not a curated record. Gene Ontology annotation, biological process: response to insulin; monosaccharide transmembrane transport. NCBI's taxonomy places the organism in Eukaryota, Metazoa, Chordata, Actinopteri, Perciformes, Anoplopomatidae. The coding region runs from base 368 to 1843 and encodes 491 amino acids. Gene Ontology annotation, molecular function: hexose transmembrane transporter activity. Gene Ontology annotation, cellular component: basolateral plasma membrane; apical plasma membrane.